This is a messenger RNA of Arabidopsis thaliana (thale cress), 406 nucleotides long. RefSeq lists its product as uncharacterized. NCBI's taxonomy places the organism in Eukaryota, Viridiplantae, Streptophyta, Magnoliopsida, Brassicales, Brassicaceae. Bases 1 to 315 code for a protein of 104 amino acids. The record is from RefSeq and is marked reviewed. The transcript has a single exon.
AUGGGGAGUCACUUCUUCCCUUACUCUCCGCCUCAGCUACUCCAAGUCUUCACUUGUUCGUGUUGCGAUAUGUGUUUCAGCUUACAACCUACAGUAAUUGGUGAGAGAGGAAUGGACGAAGGCACAAAGAUACUUCAACACCAGCCUCCAAACUCACCCGCCACUCCGCCAGCCUCUAAACUCACCCGCUUGAUUGACAAAAGUGUUAGAAAUUGGCUGAAUAUUUUAGCUCUGUCGGAUCCAUCAGAAUAUAAAAGUGGUUUAUACACUACAGGUUCCAUACCUAUAGACACUAAUCUCUUUUUCAAAUUUUAAUUUUUUUUUCUAAAACUUUCGAACUCCUUCGAUAUUACGAUGCAUUAUUUGUAAAAUGGUGUUUUUAGGUGAAUAUAAUUUAACAUUUAUU